Molecule: messenger RNA, 4104 nt
Organism: Porites lobata
Lineage: Eukaryota; Metazoa; Cnidaria; Anthozoa; Scleractinia; Poritidae
Source: the annotation of a GenBank genome assembly
AUGAAGAACGUGUUCUUCUUAGCUGGUUUGCUCAUGGCGACGUUGCUAGCGCAGUCUUGUGAGGGCUCUAUGAUUCCAGAGCAUCCACAGACUGCUUUUUGCAAGGCAGAUUUUGGUACGUUUAUUAUCCUUAGCAACUUGAUACCUCCUGUUUUAGAUAUAUUUGUUUCGUUUUACUAUAGUCAACGUCUCUAAUUUUAAGAGAUUUUGAUUAGUUUGUACUCUAAAAACACUAAAGAACAGUGUUCAAUCAUUUUUUUUCUUGAGAUUCCGAAAUGGGCUUCUUCGUGCAUAACAAUUUCGUAAAGUUCUAGAAGCAUAUGGAAUAGUAAUAGCAACAUGUAUUCUUUAGCGGCUGGCUCAUAGUAUUCCGCACUAAUCUUAGUCGACUUAACACAAUGGGAACUUAUUCGUUAAGUAAACUGUCUUUGUAACGUUAGACAAUAGAGGGAUUAUGAGUGGAUUUUUUCCUUUUUUGCGAUAUUCGUUGGAUGCUUCGUUUGACAAGUUUGACGUUUCAGCCACAGCACAGAGCUCAACGUGAGCUGUAUCAACCUUUUAGGCCAGAGUUAAUUUGCUCUUUGAGCUCUUUCGCUUUUUUAAAAUCAGAAUUAACUCCUUGAGAUUCCUUUUACCAGUAAUUAUUAGAGUUUCUCUCCAAUUUUCCGCCAUUUCACGAAACAAACCCUGCGGUUAUAUUAAUUUGUGCCCGCACCGUGGGAGAACAUUGGACUUCCUGUCUUGUCAAAGGCCUCCUUGUCGUUCUUAAUCAGUUACAUGCGCAGUACCAACAAGUUCUUAGCGGAAGGCGAAUGCUUGAUGUGCGUGGUACACUGAAUUGAAAAAGCAACGCAGGAAGAAAUAAUAGCAACACGGAAAGAAAAACAAAGAGAUUGACAACAACAUUAAUGAGCUGACGAAGGUCACGUCUUGCCCUGCUGUGAAUAUCAUAACACUGGAUUUCCGCGCCGGCGUAAAAGUAUUAAACAAGUAAACGAGAAGUGAACGAAGAUAAUAUAUUUUGGCAAACCUACAACUAUUCUUGUCUUACGGGGAAACGGAUUUAUCUGCGACUGAAUAAGUUCCGUCCCUCUCAAAAAGUAAAUAUGCAAGGUUCGGUUGUAACAGGAAAGCUUAUUUCUCAUCUAUUUUUUCCGUAACGGAUUUUCCUCAGUAAUCUUGUAAUUUCUGGAUGAUUCUUCUACUGUGCAGCUGUAAAAAAUGGAAACUUUGCACCCUGGAUGUUUUCUCGCGCUUUGCUUUGCACGCAACGCGCGAAUGGAGUAAAAGGAAGAUACAAGCGGCUUUUUCGUUCUUUCUUCACGAACGUCGGACGUUUUCAAAGACUGGCUUAUAGGCAGUCUUCAGGCUAAAAAAUGCGCGUAGAGUAAGACGAUUUACAUUUCGGGAGAUUUCUAUUUCCCCUGAUCUGAAUUGGAAAGACGUAACUAAGGAAUUUAAGGCACGACACGCUUAAUUUGUAUUAGAGUAACUUAACUGAGUUUUUCACAAAACUUAAGUUUCUAAAGCGGAGAAUGUAUAUGGAAAGAAAAAUAUUCCUCUUCUUUUACAGGCCAGCACCCUUGUUACCCGGCCGUCGAUAAAACCCGGAACACGGAACAUUCCGGAACAUGCCGGAACAUUCCGGAACAUCCCGGAACAUCCCGGAACAUGAAAAAAUAAAAAUAAUUUUCAUGAAAAACAAUAUAAUGAAAUAAUAAUAAUAAUGUAAUUUUUGUAAAAAUUAAUAAUAACGUAAAAUAACAAAAGAAAAACGAAAAAUAAUCAAUUAAUCAAGAAAAAGAAACUGAUACCCUUUGUGAGUAUGAGAAAACAAUAUUUUGUCGCAACAAAUUAAAUUUUGUUGGGCGAGUGAGGGUUCAUGCAAAUGACAGUAACGAGUGAAGGUUUGCUUCUAAAUUCAAAAUAUAUUAAAAUGGGUCGCGAGGAGGGGGGGUUUUUAAGCUUUCCUCACACAGUUACCUUUUGUAAUUGUUUGCCGUGAGUUAAUUAUUUGGCGGUUAUCCAUUUACGGUUCUGCAAUGGUCUGAAAUGUCGGUGCAGUAUUUCAUGUCAAGCCAAGUCGGUAAGUAGCUCAUUUCAAGCCAACAUAUAGUCUCCUUAUUUAUAACCGACAUUUGCUUACCUGAGGUGCUUUGCUUUCUUUGAACAUGAAUUACUUACAGACUAGGCGGCUCUGUGAACUUAAAGAAGAGUAUAGGGGCUCCUGUCUUUGGAUUUUAGUGGACAAUACUCACAUUCGUAGUAGUUUCUAUACUGUUUACAGUCAGCAUGAUAUUUCAGACAUCUCCUCUAGUCGCAGGAGGAGUUUGGGGGGAGACGGCUAAAAUUCAGGCUAACUGAUAACAGUUAGAAACUACCGCUGCGCUACCACUGCCACCGCAACUAUUCACGGUGAAUCUGAAUCUUUAAUUUAAUUAUCCAAGUCCAAAGCGACAAGCCCCUAAGCUCUUCUUUCGGUCGCAAAGCCGUAAAUGGAUAACCGUUAAACCACAUGGCAAACCUUUACAAGAGGUGGCUGUGUGACGAAAGCCUGAAAACCCUCUCCUCGCGACCCAUUUUAAUAUAUUUUGAAUUAAGAAGCAAGCCUUCACUCAUUAGGGUGACCAGGGUGAGUAGGAUGACUGGGGACUGUCAUUUGAAUGGACCCUUACUCGCCCACUGCAAAAAAUUCAUUGCAACAAAAUAUUGUUUUCUCAUACUCGGAGAUGAUACCAGUUUCUUUUUCUUUCUUUCUUGGUUUGUUUCUUUAUUUUUCGUUUUUAUGUUAUGGUUAUUUAUUUUGUUAUUAUAAAUUUUUGCAAAAAUUGUUUUCUAUCUAUUGUUCCUUUUAUUAUUUAUUAUUAUUAUUAUUAUUUAGUUAAUUAAUCAUUUUUUCAUAAAAAAAUAUUUUAAUUUUUUCAUGUUCCGGGAUGUUCCGGGAUGUUCCGGAAUGUUCCGGGAUGUUCCAUGUUCCGGGUUUUAUCGACGGCCCUUGUUACCCGCCUCCAAUAAAUUGUCUUGUGUCUGCCUGACACUGUAUAAACUUAAAAACAUGCUUUAGUAGCAUAUCGCCUUUUACGACGGAUAUUUCUAUUUGUUUAACUAGAGCCAUUCUUAGCUAACAAGUUAUGGUCGGCUUACUGAAAUGAAGAAGCGAGCGAUAAAACAUGAUUAUUAGAGUCAUUUUAACCUCUCUUUUUCUUUUUUAUCUCUACAGUUGUUAGAGUAAAAAUCCUUGGUAAAGUUAAGAAAGAUAUAAGGACGCCACCACCUGCAAUAGUCCUUGGUGAUUCCUUCAUCAAUUCACCAUCCGUGCCGACUUCUCCAGACAACGCGGAUGACUCUUCUACAGAGGACUCAACUACCCCACCCGUGGGAAAGAAAAGUUCUAUACCUCUAAGCUUUCAAAAGCCUGUUGAUAUGCCACCUGGUGAAGACAUUACUGAGAAACCGUCCGUAAAGCCUUCGAUGUCUGUACUUCACUCACUACUAGGCCGACACAGACGAAGUUUAGGGCUUGGAAUACGUGGUGCCCCACCCCCUCCCCCAGCGUCCAACCUCUACAAUCGCCCUUUCAGCAGACGGGGUAGGGAUAAGGGAAUGAUGUAUUACGACGUCCUAAUCAAGAAAGUAUUCAAGGGUGGUGAUAACGUGCGAAAUACAAAAGGAACAUUUAUCGAUGCUGCUAACCCAAGGAGAUUUUUCGCCAGAAUCUACUUUUCCCCUUAUCAUGGUCAGGAAUUGGAGGCUGGUGUUGCGUAUAUGCUUUCCGGCAAAAUCAUGAAUAACGAGCUGCUUCUUCCCAACAGCGGGUGCUGGAUGGAGAAGUGGGAAGAUCUGUCUAAAGAAGAAAAACACGGUCUUCACGGAAAAUACGCAGAAAACUGCGAUUGCAGGAUCCGGUUUUGCGUACCAGGCUUCUGUGACAGGUUGCAGGCCUUUCCACUUCCUUCCCAAUGUGCUUGGGAAUUACGUAACUUCCGGGAGCCGUCAAGGGAUUGUGGAGCAAGGCAUAACUUGUGUAUCAAACAUCAAAACGAGUGCAAUUGGACAGUUGGCAAAGGAUUUGACUCGUGUUUAAAUCCAGCAGUGUUCCCUUAA